AUGAUGAGGCUCGAGGCAUCAGAGAAACAGCACCGCUACCACAACCUGCUGGACGAUGACCACGCCAAUGAGAUGCUAGAAGGCGAGGGCGCGGGGCUGGCUGCCCGGGUCGCCGAGCUGGAGGUGCGGUGCGCGCGCCAGGCCGAGGAGUUGCUCUGUCUCCGCUCGACCCUCGCCGACGCCCUGCGACGCCUGAACGCCCUCGAGGGCCGCGCCCCGUCCACUACACAGAGGAACGGCGCAUACACAGGUUCAACUGGCACUCCCACACGAGAGGUGCGCUUAAGACAGCCCUCGUACCGGGAAACAGCCAAGAGGACUUCGAGCUACGGCUCGAGUACCUCGUCGCUUCCACAGAGACGCGGUCCCCAGCACCAGUCUACAGGGUCUCUGCAGUCGGAUUCUCCGGCAUCCUCGUCUUCGCUGUCUCCCGCCCCAUCACCCUCGCCGCGCGCAACACCCGCGCCCCACCUGGCGCACCCUCCCCAACCCUACAGAUCGCGCAAUAACUCUACCUCGAGCAACCAGAGCGCGUCUCCGGGGAACCUCACGAAGAGAUGGAACUCCACCGGCGACUUCAACGCCCAGGGUCUUAUUGCCAACAGCAGAUUCACGACGACAAAGUCCUUGCUAAAUUUGUAUUCUAAGGCGCCGCAAAACGGACCCAUUUUGAAGCACGGCACGCACACCUGUCAGUACAAUGAUGAGGAGGGAACUAUGCGCAUGUUCCUGCGCGGGCGACCCGUGGUCUUAUACGGCCCUUCUGACCAGGAUGGAUUGGACCCCGCCAAGGUGGCGCCACCGCCGCACAGCAAGCUCAAGCUGGAGUGGGUGUACGGAUACAGGGGCAAGGACUGCCGCAGCAACCUGUACCUGCUCCCCACUGGAGAGAUCGUCUACUUCGUGGCCGCGGUGGUGGUGAUGCUGAAUGUGGAGGAGCAGUGCCAGCGGCACUACACCGGCCACACGGACGACGUCAAGUGCCUCGCGAUCCACCCGAACAAGCUCAUAGUCGCGAGCGGCCAGUGCGCCGGCCACGACAGGGUUGACGCGCGGCCGCACGUGCGCGUCUGGAACUCGGUGUCGCUGGCCACCCUGGCGGUGCUGGGUGGUGCACAGCUGCAGCGCGGCGUCGCCGGGCUGGCCUUCUCCAGGGCGGAUGGGGCACUCCUCGCCGCGCUGGACGACGCGCCCGACCACACCAUCGCGGUCUGGGACUGGCAGAGGCCCGACAAGCACUGCCUGGCCGAGACUAAGUGCUCGGUGGACACCGUGGUCGCGGUGGAAUUCCAUCCGCUGGAUCGCAACCAGAUCGUGACUUGCGGCAAAAACCAUAUCGCUUUCUGGACCCUCGACCAGACCAACAUGCUGUACAAGCGGAUGGGAGUCUUCGAGGGGCGGGAUAAGCCCAAAUACGUAACCUGUUUAGCCUUUAAUCCCAAUGGCGACGUUCUGUCCGGCGACUCGAACGGGAACAUCAUCGUGUGGGGCCGCGGCACCAACACCAUCCUGAAGGUGGUGAGGGGCGUCCACGAGGGGCCGGUCUUCACGCUGUGCUGCUUGAAAGACGGCAGCGUGCUCUCCGGCGGCGGCAAGGACGGCAGGGUGGUCAUGUUCGACUCAGAGAUGAACGCCACGGGGAUGGAGAACGUGAUCGAAGGCCACUACGGCGGAGUGCGUGUAUUGGCAGAGGGCAAAGGCAGCCAAGUGUACAUAGGCACCACGAAGAACUGCAUCCUUCAUGGGGACCUCCAACUCGGCUUCUCGCCGGCUGUCCUUGGGCACGUGGACGAGUUGUGGGGUCUGGCCACGCAUCCAACGCUGCCGCAGUUCGUGACGGCGGGCUGGGACCGGCUUCUCCAGCUCUGGGACGGGCUCAGCCACUCCACGGUCUGGAGCAAAGACAUCGAGGAGCGCGCGCAGUGCUGCGCGUGGUCGCGCGACGGCAGCGCCGUGGCCGUGGGCUGCCUCUCGGGCCGCUGGCUCGUCUUCGAGCCGCACUCGCGCGACCUGCUCGCCGCGCACCACGACGGGACGGAGCCCAUCCAGACGAUCCAGUACUCGCCGAACAACAAGCUCGUCGCGCUGGGCUCGCGCGACAACUUCAUCUACGUGUACCAGGUGGACGACAACUGCGCGAGAUACUCGCGACUCGGCAAGUGCCUGGGUCACUCCAGCUAUAUCACCCACUUAGAUUGGUCUGAAGACAGUCAAUACAUUAGAAGCAACUCGGGAGACUACGAGUUGCUAUACUGGAACGCGACGACGUGCCGCCAAGUGGCGAGCGCGUCGUCGAUGCGCGACGUGGCCUGGGCCACGCACACGUGCCCCAUCACCUUCCAGACGGUCGGCGUCUGGCCGGAGAACGCGGACGGCACCGACAUCAACUCCUGCGUCAGGUCCAACGACGGCCGCCUAAUGGCGACCGGAGACGACUUCGGCAAAGUGAAACUCUUCGGAUAUCCCGUGACGCAGCCCAAGUCGCUGAGCCACGCGUACGGGGCGCAUUCGUCGCACGUGACGUGCGUUCGCUUCCUGCCCGACGACUCGCGCCUGCUCUCCGCCGGAGGGCUCGACACCGCCAUUGCUCAGUGGCUCGUCGAC
Iphiclides podalirius (scarce swallowtail) is the source of this 2604-nucleotide messenger RNA. Lineage: Eukaryota; Metazoa; Arthropoda; Insecta; Lepidoptera; Papilionidae. The record is from the annotation of a GenBank genome assembly.